UACCGCGGGGAUGCACCCGGCUUUUCCUGCUGAGCCGGGCUCUCCUUUUAGCAUGGAAAAACCAACAACAGCUGAAAAACGACCGUGGCCACACCCCGGCGUUGGAGGAACAGGCUUGAAUUCGCCCCCCCGGGCGGCAGACGCUGCCGGCGGCCGGGCGGACGCUGCUCCAGAAGCGUUAAUGCCCGCGGCCGCCGCUCAGGGUGGCUAAUAGGGGCCCGGAGGUUAGCGGGGCGGCGACGGCAUGGCCGGGGGCUGGUGGGCAAAGGCGCAGGGCGGCGGGAUGCUGCUGGCUCUCCUCGGAUGGAUCAGCUCCUGCGUCACCACCUUCGUGCCACUUUGGAAGAACCUCAACCUGGACCUAAACGAGCUGGAGGUCUGGAACAUGGGGCUCUGGCAGGUCUGCAUCACCCAGGAGGAGGGGGUGGUUGAAUGCCAAGCCCACGGCUCCUUCCUGGCACUGCCCCCGGAGCUGCGCAUCUCUCGCCUCCUGAUGUGCCUCUCCAACGGGCUGGGGCUGCUGGGCUGUCUCCUGGCUGCCCUAGGGCUGGAGGGCUGGAGAACCUGCGAGGACAAACCUGGGCGAAAGCAGCAGCUCCUGCUUGGCGGGGGUGCGACGCUUGGCAUGGCAGGGAUCACCACGCUGGUGCCAGUCUCCUGGGUCGCCUACAACACCGUCCUCGACUUCUGGGAUGAGACUGUCCCCGACAUCGUGCCCAGGUGGGAGUUUGGGGAGGCCACCUUCCUGGGGUGGUUUGCUGGAGCCUUCCUGGCCUCUGGUGGACUGCUCCUUGCCUGCAGCUCCCGCGCCACGAGCACUGCAAUGCCGCUGGCCCCCGCCUGCCACCAGCGCCCUGCUGCGCCAGGGCUGCCUGGGGGCCACCACCUGCACCCCAAAAACGCAGACUUGGUCAUCUAGGGACUCAGGGUGCUGUGCCCUGUGCACCUCGUGGCUCUUCCCCUGGCAGGGAGGGCUCCUGCUUUUUUCACAGGAUGAUUUGCUAAUUGCUACGACAGCUCUGCAGGUUUCUCUCCUUCCUCUGCGUGUCUGCUUCACCUUUUCUCUGUUAAGGAGCAGCAGACUCCCCUGCAGCACUCACCAAGCAAGCGUGGGAAGGCAACAAGCAGCAGGCAGCACUGUACUGCUGGUGACAGCGUGGUACCAUCACUGAUGGGUGACACUGUGUUGGCAUCCCUGGCAAGGCUCCCAUAGCCAAGUUUGUCAUGGCUAAUGCUGCGCCCCAGUGCAGCAGCUCUUUCCUUGCAUGUCUGUGUUGCUCUGAAAUAUUUGCAAUAAAUUAUCAUGUCUGUUGGCAGUGUGUCUGUGCUCUGAACACGCAGCUGUAUUUUGGAGAGGUGGGAUGCAGGAUGGGAGCUGCAAGGGGCAGCACUGCUGCUGCAGCUAUGGUUUGGUCAGUCCAGAAAAGAUUGGAGGAAAAGAGAGAAAAAUAGAAAACAAGGGGGAAGGAGGAAAAUGAGAGACAAGGCAGCAGAAAGUUCUACUCCUGCUGCAAAGGUGGGAUGGCAGUGACCGUGUGCCCUGCAGGAACCUCAUCUUCUCAUGGCUAAGAUGAUAAAGCCGAUAAGUGCCACAGACUUUUGUGUCAAAAGUUCCUUGACUGCAUCAUUUACCUGUGCUAAAGAGGCAAGAAAGGGUUUUUGCUGAUCGGAACUGUUCCUUCCACAUUUUCCUGAUUUAGCUGUA
This is a messenger RNA of Serinus canaria (Common canary), 1705 nucleotides long. RefSeq names its product claudin 25 (gene CLDN25). The transcript has a single exon. The record is from RefSeq and is a predicted model, not a curated record. Gene Ontology annotation, cellular component: bicellular tight junction; plasma membrane. The coding region runs from base 245 to 919 and encodes 224 amino acids. Lineage: Eukaryota; Metazoa; Chordata; Aves; Passeriformes; Fringillidae. Gene Ontology annotation, molecular function: structural molecule activity. Gene Ontology annotation, biological process: bicellular tight junction assembly; cell adhesion.